Molecule: messenger RNA, 561 nt
Organism: Exophiala aquamarina CBS 119918
Lineage: Eukaryota; Fungi; Ascomycota; Eurotiomycetes; Chaetothyriales; Herpotrichiellaceae
Product: ubiquitin-conjugating enzyme E2 8
Exons: 4
Coding region: 1-561 (186 amino acids)
Biological process (GO): ubiquitin-dependent protein catabolic process; protein polyubiquitination
Cellular component (GO): nucleus
Molecular function (GO): ubiquitin conjugating enzyme activity
Source: RefSeq, a predicted model, not a curated record
AUGAGUAGUCCUAAGCGGAGGAUAGAGACGGAUGUGAUGAAGCUCAUGAUGAGCGACUAUGAGGUGACUCUGGUCAAUGACAACAUGCAAGAAUUCUAUGUCAUCUUCAAAGGACCUACAGAAACACCCUUUUCAGAUGGCAAAUGGAAAGUCCACGUCGAGUUGCCAGACCAAUAUCCUUACAAAUCGCCUUCCAUUGGCUUCGUCAACCGCAUCUUCCACCCCAAUAUUGAUGAAUUGUCAGGAUCAGUCUGCUUGGAUGUCAUCAAUCAGACUUGGUCCCCUAUGUUUGACAUGAUCAACAUCUUUGAAGUAUUUCUACCACAACUGUUACGAUAUCCCAAUCCCACCGAUCCCUUGAAUGGUGAAGCGGCCGCUCUGUUGAUGAGGGAGCCUAGGAGUUACGAUGCUCGAGUCAAGGAGUACGUCAACCAGUACGCAACCAACAUCCACGAUGAUGCGGACGAGGAAGAAGGCGAGACAGACGGCGAACUCAGCGAGGUGGAAGACUUCAACAGCGAUGGAGAAGACGAACCCGCUGGAAAACUGGAAGAUGUUUGA